Molecule: messenger RNA, 165 nt
Organism: Dentiscutata heterogama
Lineage: Eukaryota; Fungi; Glomeromycota; Glomeromycetes; Diversisporales; Gigasporaceae
Source: the annotation of a GenBank genome assembly
AUGGAAUUUAAGUGGAUUCAGAAUUUUCUGCUCCCAUUAACUAUUCGCCCUAACCAAUUGAAUGUAUUAACUUCAGCAUCAUCCGAAUUUUAUGAUCACCCACAACAGAUAUUAUUAUCUAAUGGAAUUGGAGUUGAAAGAAUGAGCAUUCAUCAUCAAAAUUGA